This is a messenger RNA of Linum tenue, 654 nucleotides long. The record is from the annotation of a GenBank genome assembly. Lineage: Eukaryota; Viridiplantae; Streptophyta; Magnoliopsida; Malpighiales; Linaceae.
AUGUACUCUGUAUGUCUACUCAGCAGGUACAUGGAAGCCCCUACAAAACAACAUCUGUUAGCUGUAAAAAGGGUUCUGAGGUAUCUAAAAGGUACCACAACACAUGGAAUUUGGUACAAAAGGCUGAAGGAAGAAGACUAUCUGAUUGGUUACACGGAUAGCGACUAUGCAGGUGAUAUGGAUGAUCGAAAAAGUACAAGUGGCUAUGUGUUUUUCCUUGCAGGAGGAGCAAUCUCAUGGGGUUCCAAGAAGCAGCCAGUUGUGACACUCUCAACCACUGAGGCUGAGUUUGUUGCUGCCAGCUAUUGUGCUACACAGUGUGUUUGGCUUCAAAGGUUGCUGGGACAGAUGGGGUGGAAAGGAGGAGUAAAGGAAUGCACCAGUAUUCUCUGUGACAACAGUUCAGCCAUAAAAUUGUCCAAGAAUCCAGUGCUUCAUGGGAGAAGUAAGCACAUAGAUGUCAGAUUUCAUUUCUUGAGGGAACUGGUCAGAGAUGGAGCCAUUGAGUUGCAACACUGUGGAACUACAGAACAGAUAGCAGAUAUCAUGACCAAGCCAUUAAAGCUUGAUGCGUUUCAACUUCUCAGGAGCAGGCUUGGUAUAAUUGAUGAAGCAGAUCUGAAGGGCUUUGAGGAACAGCAGGUUAUGAACUGA